This is a messenger RNA of Naegleria fowleri, 861 nucleotides long. RefSeq lists its product as uncharacterized. The record is from RefSeq and is a predicted model, not a curated record. Bases 1 to 861 code for a protein of 286 amino acids. The transcript has a single exon. Lineage: Eukaryota; Heterolobosea; Eutetramitea; Acrasida; Naegleriidae.
AUGAACCAUCAUUCCGUUCAGCUUCAAGUAAAUGCAUCGAAAAACAAAUUCAUUCCCUUGUCAAUAAUGUCUCCAAAUCGAUUAUUAGAAUCAUCUGCAAAUCAAAUGCUGCAUGGAAGUCAUCGCCAUCGAACAAAUUCAGAGACGAGUCAAGUUUCCAAUGGAUCCAAUCAAUCUUUAAUGUCUUCUUCGGAGUCUUCCUCCGCUUCUUCUGAACCAUCGCAACAACUCAUUGUGUCAAAUUCUUCUUCUUUUAAAGAUGUAAAUACAACCAAUACAACAAUGAAUGGUGAUUCUUCAAUCGAAACAAAUGGUAUUAAUGACACUCUAAUUCGAAUGAAUUGUUGUCAAGGGAAUAAUUACAACCACUUGAAUAGUUCCACUCACCUUACAUCCCUUCAACCUAAUAAUAACCAUGUUACGAAGAGUCAAUAUCCCAACCAUGCGAAUGGUUUGAAUGAUUUAAAUGCCUUGAGAGAAUUAUUACAAAUGUUGAGAUUUCGAGAACAACACCCCAAUUCUCCUCUCUCACAAUUUAUUGAUCCACAACAAGUGAUGCAGAAAAUCAAAUGCAUGUUACCUUCUCUUUUGAUUCAUCAACAACAAUAUGAAUCUUUGAGUGAAAUCUCUCGUUCAAGUAAUAAUUCAAUGACUACUAUGAAUUCUCAGCAAUCUCAGAGUCAGUUCAACCUUCAUGGGAAUCACCACUGUCACAUGGCCAGUGAUGUGUCAAUGAGUGUAAAUUCAGGUCAUAAUUCACCAUCACCACCUCCUUCUCAAGGAUGUUUUCCUCUAAAGUUAGAAUUAACAGAGAGAGAUUUAUUGGAAUUUUAUCAUCUGACUACAAGUUCAAGCAUGUGA